GUCAUUCUGAAAUGUUUACUUUUUGAUAGUUUUGUUUACUAGACAUUAGUAUUGUUUGUAUGCUAACAACUAUUUUAGUAUUUUUUUAGUUGCUAAAUAAGAUUUCAAUAUUUGCAUUUGCUUUUCAUGUAGAGAAUCUGAAGAAAAAUAUUGCAUACAUUUUCUUUUUUUUUAAGUAUUACGAGGUUUAAUUUUUAUGUUGCUUAUGAAAUUUGUUAGAGAUGAGAUAAAGAUAUCUUAUCUGAAUGAAAUCAAAUAAAUAAAUAGCGAAUUGUUUUAUGUAAAUCGUAGAAUUCAAUAAAACUGCUUGAUUUGCAGCACAUAUUUCCAAUAACAAAUUGGUUAAGAUGACUCAAAUUAGUACCGAAAAAAAGUUAUUAAUAACAUAUGCAUUAGCAUUAGCUGCUGGAUUGGUAGCUACAAUAAGUUUGUCUAUAGCCUGGACACAUUGGAAAUCCACAUUAGAUCAAUGUAUUCACAAGAAUUGCAGCUGCAUUUUAUUUGGGCAGCAUACACCAGAUAUUUUUCUAGGUGGGCCUGAAGCUUCAUGUAUUUUCGUCACUUAUGGACCAAUUCUUUACAUAUUAUUUUGUGUUAGUUUUGUAUGCUUUCAUGGCUAUAGAUAUUUAUUUAUGAGAGAAAGACCAAGUGCUAGGACUGUUAUGAGAAAAAAUGGUGAUGGAGAGACAAUACAUAUGGCAGUACAGUCAGAAGAUUCUUCACCCCUUCCUAAGACUUUCUGGGUAACAAUGUCAUCAUUAACUGUAAUAUUUUUAAUUUAUUCCCUAGUACAUUUUAUCACAUUUCUCACGGGAUAUUAUAAAACAUGCAAGGAAUACCGCAAAACACUUGAAAAUGAAUUGGGAAUUAGGGGAUCAGCUUUACCAGUCAUUUAUAUGAGACUGUCUUGUGGUGGUAUUUUUGAUUUCAUGGAUUACUUGCAUCCAAUUCCAGAAAAUAGUUAUAGAUAUGGUUUCAUCGACACUGGACUUGCUUUAAUGAUAGGAAUAACUGGUUCUUGUAUAGCAUUUCUUUUAUUCAUAGUAGCUUCAUUUUUGAAUGUAAAAAGAGCUAGAUUGAACUACUGAAUAUAAAAUGGUUUUUUUUUUUGGUAUCAGUACCAAUUUUUUACGCUAAAGUGAAUUUAUGUACAAAAAAAUCAGGAAUUUGAUAUGUUUACUUUCCUGCAUUUACAUACGUUAUUUAGGAAUAAUUUCAAUGAUAGAAUUUUUUAUUUUAUUUUUAAAUGCCUUUUACUUUUUGUUUUAUAUGAUUGAUAAAAAUAGUUUGAAAUAAUUUCUAAUAAUCUUUAUAUGUUAUAUGAACCCCAAUUUUAAUACAUUUCUUUUUAAUUUCAAUUUUACAUGUAAUUUUAAGGAGUGUUAUUAUGUAACAGUAACACAUCUAAUAUUCCGUCCUCUGGUUCCAAUGGAUCCUUGAUUAUUAAUGAAAUAUUUUUUGUUUCUUCUUGAAUUAUGAAUUUUAUAUGGAUGUAUAAUUUGGUGUCAUCACUAUCCGUUAUUUUGACCAUCAUUUUUAAUUUCAACUACUUUAUAAGAUGUAAGUAUUAUAUAUUCACCUAUCGGGACUAAAAAAACUUUAGUAUUAAUAUAGAAUUCAAGAAUGUUGAAAGGAUAAGAUGUAUUUUAUAAAAAAUGUUUUUUAUUUUUUCUAAUAAAUCAACAAUAAAAAUUA
This is a messenger RNA of Harmonia axyridis, 1695 nucleotides long. RefSeq lists its product as uncharacterized. The record is from RefSeq and is a predicted model, not a curated record. Lineage: Eukaryota; Metazoa; Arthropoda; Insecta; Coleoptera; Coccinellidae. Bases 348 to 1088 code for a protein of 246 amino acids. The transcript has 3 exons.